Messenger RNA from Fulvia fulva, 1755 nucleotides. Its product is annotated as 37S ribosomal protein MRP4, mitochondrial. Gene Ontology annotation, biological process: translation. Gene Ontology annotation, cellular component: ribosome; mitochondrial small ribosomal subunit. The coding region runs from base 1 to 1755 and encodes 584 amino acids. Lineage: Eukaryota; Fungi; Ascomycota; Dothideomycetes; Mycosphaerellales; Mycosphaerellaceae. The record is from RefSeq and is a predicted model, not a curated record. Gene Ontology annotation, molecular function: structural constituent of ribosome. The transcript has 2 exons.
AUGAUAACACGAGCAUUACGGCUGCGGCAUGGCCGCAUUGCCCUCCCCAAACGGUCCACGCUGAGACGAACAUACGCCUCCGCCUCCGUAGAAGAAACAUCGGAUGGCACGCCGACCUCGCAGCCAGCAUUCUUGCAGGGCCCAUCGACAGCGCAGAUGCAACUCGACUCGAUACCGAACGUGCGAAGCGUGACCCUCAACGACCCGAACCACCCCGUCGCACAGGAUUACGCCUUCUUCCAGCACCAGAAGGCACGAACGGGUCAUUUAGGAACUGCCCUCGAGCCACACUACAAACCCCAUGAACUCCUCACAAAUCCCCCAUCGCCCAAGGACAUCACCUUGGAACUUUUGUUGGCCUCACAAGCACACAUUGGACACGCGACCAGUCUGUGGAACCCAGCCAAUGCUCGAUACAUCUUCGGUGUGCGAGGCAGGAAGAAGGAUGGCGAGUCUCCGAUUCACAUCAUCAGUCUCGAUGCGACAGCCGCUCACCUGCGACGAGCAUGCAAGAUUAUGUCUGGGGUGACGGAGAAAGGAGGUCUCGUGCUGUUCGUAGGCACUCGAGCAGGACAGGCGAGAGCUGUCGUCAAGGCCGCCGAGAUGUCGAAAGGAUGCCAUCUUUUCACCAAGUGGAUUCCUGGGACUAUCACCAAUGGACAGCAGAUUCUUGGCUCAUGCGCGAAGAAGGUCGUCGAUGAAUUUGAUCGGGACGUGGAAGGCUUUGAAGAUCAAUUGGGCUUGAAGGCAGCGGUGAAGCCAGAUCUGGUGGUCUGCUUGAACCCGCUGGAGAACUAUGUCUUGCUGCAUGAGUGCGGAUUGAACAACAUCCCAACGAUCGGGAUCGUGGACACGGAUGCUAACCCUACCUGGGUGACGUACCCCAUCCCUGCCAACGACGACAGCUUGAGAUGCGUGCAGGUCAUUGCCGGUGUUCUAGGCAGAGCUGGAGGAGAGGGUCAGGUGAAAAGGGAGGAUUCUGCAAAGAGAGGCUUCGUCACAUAUAACGCUGCACAUGGCCUUCGUGUGCCAAGGACGGAAAGGCCAAGUGACAGGGCAGAGCGCAGAGAAAGCAGCCUGCGCCAAAGAGCAGCACAUGCUCAAGCACGAUCUCAAGCAUCAAUAGAAGAAGAUGAGUUCGAGGACCUGACCGGCGUUGACGUAAAGCAACACGAAGAAGACCAGCGACUCCUAGCAGAAGCCGAGCAGCAAAUGAUUCGGGAACAAGGCGCCCCAGCCGAACCAGCCGCAUAUGCUCCAGCAGAAUCCGCAGAAGAAACAUCACCCCUCCUCGAAGAAGACGUAGACGACAUCUACUCCGUCGCCGAGAACAUGGACCCAAUCGACCAAUCCCUCACCGACGAGCAAUUCGCCUCCGAAGACCUCGCAGAAGACCUCGCCCAGUUCGGCGGAGCAGACCAACUCACAGACUCUCCAGCCGACGACGCCGCGAAUCCUGCUGUGCCUAAUUCCACGACCGAGACGUGGCCUGAUCAGACAGGUGCUACUUCCGGUGAGACGUCUCCGAUCGGCCAAGUCGAGGAUGUAGCGGAAGAGCUUGGUGAAGAUGUCGCGCCGCCUGCGCCAGAGGGGAAUCCUGAGGUUGAGAUAGCGGAUGUUGGGCAGGGGACGGAGUAUUUGAAGGACACGCCCGCGGAGAAGAGUGGUGAGACUGAGCAGGCGAGUCCCGCUGAGGUGGAGACGGAGAGCGAGGAGAAGGAGGAGAGCGGGAAGGAUGAAGGGAAGGGUAGGUGA